Messenger RNA from Somion occarium, 1420 nucleotides. Lineage: Eukaryota; Fungi; Basidiomycota; Agaricomycetes; Polyporales; Cerrenaceae. The record is from the annotation of a GenBank genome assembly.
CGGAACGCGUAUAACCGCACGUUGGUGGCGUGCGCAUCCCCAACGGCAGCGACGUCGAGGUUCGGAUCCUCCGCGACGUCUUCCUCAAACUUAGCUUGCUUUAUUUCACUGGUUGCGCAAGCCUGAAGGACGCGUCGACAACGGCGAAUGAAAUAUACUUGGUAUUUACCAACGCUUGAAUUGAGCAAAAGCAUCCUACGCGAUCGAACGUGUCUCGAUGCGCGUUCGGAGUUCCGACAUGUCAUUGCCAAUCGCAUUCGCUCUAUUGCUCAUCGAGCGAUAAAUUCGGCCUUCAAAUUAUAUUUACGCAUUUACCUUUCGACGCCACGAGCACCAGUGGUACCUCGAUAUCUGUCUCAUUCUUCGAGUAUUCUUCACGAUUCUUCACAGUCACCUUGGCGUAAAAUUCAUCGAAUGGUUCGCGACUGGCCAAAGAUGGAAGGCUUUGGAUGACAUAAUACAUCUUUCUCGAUGCUUCCGGCCCCUCCGGUCUUCAAGUCCAUGUUACUCAGGUCCCUCUGCACUCAGCCAUCCCGUCAAUUCAGCAAGAUUUCCGGUCCAGCCUUAUCCACACUUGCUCACGGAAGUGUACGAGCGAACAUAAUGACCAAGUACAUUACUCCCGAUGUCUCUCGGUUGCAAUUGCUUAAUGAUCGAAAUUGUGUGCCUGCAGGAACUUGCCACUAUUAUCAAAAGUGACAAGGUCCCUCUAAAGGACUAUUUCAUCGUGGACGUCCGAGACGAUGAUUGGAGGGGUGGCAAUAUCAAAGGAGCGCAUAAUGCUCCGUCAUAUGAUUUCUUAAGCAAAGUCGAUGCUCUCGUCGAGCGAACGAAGAACGUCCCUUUAGUGGUGUUUCACUGCACGCUUUCACAAGUUCGUGGACCAAAAGCCGCAAGGAUAUACGCACAAACGCGUCAUAUUCUCCACACUUCAGCAGGCGAAGGUAGUGUUCACGAAGUAUGUAUUCUGCGAGGUGGCUUCCAAGACUUCCAGGCGAAAUUCAAGGACGACCCCGAUCUCGUCGAGAAUUGGGACCAGGAAGUCUGGGCCUCAGAAUGGGCAUUUUGAGACCUCAGGGGGAGCAUAUGUUUAUACAGAUAUCCAUUCACUUGCUUGAUGCAAGCGAUAAGUGUGAAGGAUGAUCUAGCUUUAUUACUAUUACCAUUGUAUCCAUAGAUCUAGAUGCGCUGCGAUAAAUGCUGGCGGCGUGUUGUGGGUAAUACCAUGUACAUGUGUACCUUAAGAAUCCCCUUCACAACACGCUUCGGGAAUAAAUAGCGAAGUUUGCCAGAUGCUGCAGGUCACUUGGUAUCCGAAGUGGAAGACUCUUCAGUACCCUUCACGAAUCGUUUUGGCAUUUGCUCAACAACUUGCUGUACUCGCAGGCGUUCUUGCAUGAGCGACUUCUGACAUAUUUGC